Messenger RNA from Cloeon dipterum, 2603 nucleotides. RefSeq names its product CTTNBP2 N-terminal-like protein. The record is from RefSeq and is a predicted model, not a curated record. The transcript is spliced from 9 exons. Bases 216 to 1493 code for a protein of 425 amino acids. NCBI's taxonomy places the organism in Eukaryota, Metazoa, Arthropoda, Insecta, Ephemeroptera, Baetidae.
UUGAACAAAUGACGGUCGGUCGAUGGUGGGUCGGUCGGCCGAGCUGGUGCUGCUGAAGUGAGUGACACACGCACGCUGCGGCUGACUCGGCGCUCUCGGGUCGGUGUGGCGGCGAGCGAAUCGGCCGAGAUGCGUCGCCCGCGGCCGACGUGAGCACCGAGAUGGUGCGUCGGACAUGAGGAUCGGUGCGGCUGGCAGCGAGAGCGACGACGAGAAUGCAGGCCGAUGAGGGCAACAAGACCCUCAAGCGCAACCCGAAGGUGGAGCUCAACAGGGCCGACCUGCUGAAGCUGCUAAGCCACCUAGAGGGCGAGCUGCAGGCCAGGGAUGUGGUCAUCGCCGCUUUGAAAUGCGAGCGAGUGAAGCAGCUGCUAAUUGGCAGCAGCCGCGUGACCACGUCGCUGGCGGCCCUUCAGCGGGACGGCGGCCUCGUGCGGGGCUCCAGGGUGGACGAGGUGGGCAUCAAGAACCUGGCCGACCGCCAACUAGCCGCCCUGGAGAACCUAAUCGUGCAGAACCGCAAGGUGCAGGUGCACAUGAACAAGGUGCUCAAGGAAACCGAGGACAGACACCUGCAGGUUGUGCAGCAGCUGGACAAGAUGAAAAACGUUUUGCAGGAUGAUGCCGAGUCGGAAGCAGAGAAAACUAAAAUGAGACAGGAACUGGAACUGGAAAAGCAAGAAAAGAUGAAGUUGGAAGAAGAUUUAAAGAAAAUUCAGGAGCAACUUGACGAAGAACGAAAUCGUCAGAAGCAGAUUGUACUGUUGUUGCUUGCUGAUCGUAGAAAAGUAAUAAUGAAAUACAUCGAAGAGAGAAAACGCUCAGAAGAUUUGGCGCAGAUUUUGAGUGAAGAAAAAGCGCGGGUUGACUCCAUGGCUGAGGGCCUGGAAGAGGAGAGCAAGCGAGCACUUCAAAUGGAGGCCGAUCUUGAGAAGCACCACGCCACUUUCCAGGUUGAGCGACAGCAGCUCAAGUCGGCGCUGGCCAAAGAGGAGAAGAGAGCUCGUGAAGCAGAAGCUCAGUUGGAGGCAUUUAAAAGGAAGUAUGCAGACGCUGCUGCAAUCGGACGAGCGCAGGGUGCAGCAACCAUGGUGACCAAGGUGGUACAGCCAACAGCAACUGUGUCCAGCAAACCUGUCAGUGCUCCAGUUACAGGAAUUGCAAGGAGCGUCGCUUCAGCCCCCAUGGUGCGAACUGCAGAAGCUCCGCAGGUGGUUCAGAUGUCGCCGCACGUGAGUCUACAGGCGAGUCCAGGCACCAAGGUGUUCACCAGCACGACGCAAGACGGUCGGGUGACCUAUCAUGUUAAAACGGGUGGCGCGUCCGUGGCUCCGCCGCCCCCGGCUGCUAAAAAGCCACCGGUUGCGCCACCACCGUUGGCUCGUGGAGCCCCGCCGCCUAUUCCUCCCAACAAGCCAGUGGUACCCCCGAAGAGCAAAGAGCUCGAGACCAACAAGACUUUGAACAAACAACAGCCACCCAGGAAGACUUAAACUCAUUGUUGACACGUCAGCCCAGGGCCCUCUCUCGCGCAGGCCUCUGUGAAAAUUCAUUUCUAGUCAGAAUUUCUUUGCUGUGUGUGUUUUUCCAGUCGCAAGAAGAAGGAGAGCGUGUUUGUAAAUAUACACAUUACUGCGUCUAGUCAGCCUGCACUCGAGAAGGUCCUGCGGUCUCUAAUAUUUUGAGCGAAUUUUAUUUUUCAAUUCUCACAAGUGUUCUGUGUUUUGACAAAAGGCGAGUAUAAAUAAAUGCGACUUCUCUGUAGCUGCAGGUCUUCCAUGUUGAAAUAGUAUAAUUUUUUCACUUUCCGACAAAAGCCCAGCUUUUUGCACUUUUGUGUUGUACACGAAAAAGCUUUUCUAAUUUUCCUUAUUUUUGUAAAGAAAAUUCUGCGAUAAUUUUUGAGUAGCGUAAUUUUGACAUAACUAACUCAUGUGAUAGUUGAUAUUAUUGUGCUUAUAAUUAUAUCGUUUAGCGAUCAAGUUUUGGUGUAGCCACAUUGUUGAAAAACAUGCAAAGUUUACGAUAUUAAUUAGUUGUUUGGAUACUUUCAUCAAACCACGCACUAUUAUGGUAGUAGCGUUAGUUUUGAAUAAGUGCGGUUCGCCAACGCAUACACUUUGUGUGUUUAAAAAAGAAGAAUCUAAAAUCCCAGGAUAUACACACCCCCACUGUCGGUACUGGCAAAUAAAUGUCAAAUUUAAAAGGAUCAAAACACGAUCACAAAAGUACCUCAUAAGAAAAUCCUACGCAAGGUGCAGAAGAUACUCAAUCUAGUAAGCAAAAGGUCGUACAGAAAAUAUGCAAUAUAUUUAAUAUAAGCAUUAAAUAAUUAUUCUCGUAUAUAAUGUGUUACUUACACUCGCAUAAAACACACGCUAUACCCAACAUAUUUUGGGGAGACAACACAACGUACAGCGCGCACCUUUCACCGUCUUUGUGCUGCACGAAAUUAAACAAAAUGCGUUGGUCUCUUCAGAACAUGGUAUUUAUUAAUAAUGCUUAUUUAAACAUUCAGUAUAUGUUGAAAAAUGUGUUUUGUAAUGAAAAUAAUAAAAUAAAGAAAGUGUUACAACAGCAAACAUACACACAUCACAAAAUAA